CUGACAUCAAAACAAAACAUAGAAUCCCAAGCAAACAGUAAAGUCCACAUCUUUAAAAGGUUCCUCACUUCACCUCAGCCACAACACAAAACACCCUCAGUUCAUUAACCAUGGCAGUGAUAUCUACGUGUUGCCCACAGUUCAAUGGACUUCGCCGAUCAUCUCCCAAUCUCCCCAACAACAACUAACUACAAUCUCAAUCUUUCCUUCAACACAUCAACUCUCACCUCCGUCUUUCUUCUUCUCGUAGGCCUUGCAGAGGAGCUGUUACUGCCAUGGCCGGCUCUGGAAAGUUCUUUGUUGGGGGUAACUGGAAAUGUAAUGGAACGAAAGACUCCAUCACGAAGCUUGUUUCUGACUUGAACAGCGCAAAGUUGGAGACCGAUGUUGAUGUUGUUGUAGCACCUCCCUUUGUCUAUCUCGAUAAGGUGAAGGCCUUGUUAACCGAUCGAAUUGAGGUAUCUGCUCAGAACUCUUGGAUUGGAAAAUUUGGGGCUUUCACGGGAGAAAUCAGUGUGGAACAACAGAAAGAUAUUGGCUGCAAGUGGGUCAUUCUCGGGCAUUCCGAACGCAGGCAUAUUAUCGGUGAAGAUGAUCAGUUUAUAGGAAAGAAGGCUGCUUAUGCUUUGAACGAGGGUCUCGGAGUAAUAGCUUGUAUCGGUGAAUUACUAGAAGAAAGAGAAGCAGGCAAAACCUUUGAUGUAUGUUUCCAGCAACUGAAGGCUUUUGCCGAUGUUGUUCCCAGUUGGGACAAUAUAGUUAUUGCUUAUGAGCCCGUAUGGGCCAUCGGAACUGGUAAAGUGGCUACACCCCAGCAAGCUCAGGAAGUACAUGCAGCUGUCCGUGACUGGCUUAAAAAGAAUGUUUCCGAGGAAGUUGCAUCUAAAACACGUAUCAUAUAUGGAGGGUCUGUUAACGGAAGCAACUGUGCUGAGCUCGCAAAGCAGGAAGAUAUCGACGGGUUCCUUGUUGGCGGUGCUUCCUUGAAGGGACCCGAGUUUGCAACAAUUGUUAACUCCGUAGCGUCGAAAAAGGUGUCAGCUUAAACAUAUAUAAAGCUGAUUCAAGUAAGAAAUAAAGGACA
Hibiscus syriacus is the source of this 1084-nucleotide messenger RNA. RefSeq names its product triosephosphate isomerase, chloroplastic. The transcript is spliced from 10 exons. The record is from RefSeq and is a predicted model, not a curated record. NCBI's taxonomy places the organism in Eukaryota, Viridiplantae, Streptophyta, Magnoliopsida, Malvales, Malvaceae. Gene Ontology annotation, biological process: glycerol catabolic process; glyceraldehyde-3-phosphate biosynthetic process; gluconeogenesis. Bases 276 to 1046 code for a protein of 256 amino acids. Gene Ontology annotation, molecular function: triose-phosphate isomerase activity. Gene Ontology annotation, cellular component: cytosol.